Ceratotherium simum simum (southern white rhinoceros) is the source of this 1919-nucleotide messenger RNA. RefSeq names its product chromosome 12 C4orf33 homolog (gene C12H4orf33). Lineage: Eukaryota; Metazoa; Chordata; Mammalia; Perissodactyla; Rhinocerotidae. The record is from RefSeq and is a predicted model, not a curated record.
AUAUGUCUUUUUCCUUUAGAGUCUUCAGAUGGAUUUUAAAAUUGAACAUACUUGGGAUGGUUUUCCAGUGAAGCAUGAGCCAGUGUUUGUCAGGCUGAACCCAGGUGACAGAGGAGUGAUGAUGGAAGUUAGUGCUCCAUUUUUCAAUGACCCUCCAGCUCCACUUGGAGAACCAGGAAAGCCUUUCAAUGAACUGUGGGAUUAUGAAGUUGUGGAAGCAUUUUUCUUGAAUGACCUAACCGAACAGUAUUUAGAAGUUGAACUUUGUCCCCAUGGACAGCAUUUGGUGCUUUUACUCUCUGGAAGAAGAAAUGUGUGGAAACAGGAACUUGCUCUGUCAUUCAAAGUGUCCAGAGGAGAGACCAAAUGGGAAGGCAAAGCUUGCCUUCCUUGGAGUUAUUUUCCACCAAAUGUGACAAAAUUCAAUUCAUUUGCAAUUCAUGGAUCAAAAGAUAAAAGAAGCUAUGAAGCUCUUUACCCUGUACCUCAGCAAGAAGUGCAACAAGGACAAAAGCCUGAUUUCCAUCGCCUGGAAUACUUCAAGCCUUUCGAUUUUAACUCACUGCUUGGAGAAGAAUGGAAACAACCAGAAUCAGACCUGUGGCUGAUAGAGAAACCUGAUAUAUAGGAGUGUAGUAGAUGACCAUAUCAAUCAUUUCUUCUCUAUACCUUUUAAGGUAAACUAAUAAUAAGUAUAAUCUCUUUCAAGAUACCAUGAACACAUUUCAACAACAAAUAUUUUCAUAGAGCUCAGUGAAAAUAUAGUAUCUCUGUGGCAAAUUGUGUAUGAACAAGAAAAUAUAAAGUUUGUAGAUGAUUUUAUCUACAAAGUUAAACUGUUUUCUCAGUCACUUAAUCUAGGAGCCAUCAUGUCAAUGAGUUCUACUGUAUGCCUUGCAUCACCGUCACCCCAAAUAUCCCUGACUCUGUCAACCAAAAUCAUUAUUUCUCUUCCCACGUCCCUAAACCUCAGCCAGCCUGAGGCUGGAACAUCUUAUUUGCACAUUUUUGAGCUCCGUGUAAUAGACAAUAAUUCCUUACUUGGAAUCUUCUGUUCAUUCUUGAAAUGAGUAGAAAACAAUGACCUAUUUCAGUUGAACAGGACAUCUACAUCUGUUAAGGCAUUAUUAAGAUACAUGUGUUAUUUAACCAACAGUUUUUUCAGUCUUAUGAUUAUUUUUACUCUGUAGAAGGAAAUGGAAUGAAAUAGUCUUGAAUUCGAGCAACAGAUUCUGCUUUUAUUUACAAAUAAAUGACAUUUUCUUAAUGCUGUUAAACAAGAUAUCAAAAUGUCUUCAUUUUAUUUUGUAAACAUCAAAUACUCCUGAUCUAGAAUUUUCAAAUUCUGUGUGAUAAUAUAGUUCAGAGCUUGAAGUUAUCUAGUAGAUAGAUCAUCUAUGAACUCCUCCACCAAACCUGAUCCUUCCACCAGCAUUCUUAACUCAGAGAUUAGCAGUCUUGCAGAAGAACCUUUGUUACUUGUACAGAUACCUAGUUGUCUACCCAACAAUAUACUUUCUCCUCUCCUUUAUGAACAGAACUUGAGUUUUUAGGGGCUCUGCUCAAAAACUACAUUUUCCCAGAUUCCUUUGCAGAUAGAAAUGACACUAUAAAACAGUUUAAGUCAAUGAGCUAUAAGUAUACAGUGUUAGGUGGGGCUUCCAGAAAAGAGGCUUUAAAGAUGAAAGACUCAUCUUUCCCUUACCUUUGCUCCUUUGCCCUCCCAUCUUCCUUUUUCCUGAGUUGCAGAAUUGAUAUCUGAGGUAACACUAGUUACCUUGUGUCAAUGAAGAGACAACCCAGGGAUAGCUGAGUAGCAAGACAAAGGACCCUGGGUUCCAAACAGUGCAAUAGAGUAAUAGUAUGUCAUGUCUGGACUGCCUGCUUAGAGACUUCUUUAGACAGGAGAAAAUAAACUG